AUGGAUGCUUUGUGGACGUUCAUUCUUAACGAGCGUUUUUGGUUAGCAGGCAAUACAACUUGGAAAGAUUUUGCUCGACUCGAAAAAGAUGAAAACAUCAAGUUGACAAAUCCAAACGAUCUUAUCUAUGUUUAUCCUUUGGCCGGUAUAAUUUAUGUGAUACGAGUGCUUUUCGAACGAUAUGUUGCUAAACCGAUUGGCCGAUCGCUUGGUAUUCAAGAUCGAGUUGGAAGAAAUACAACAAAAGAUAUGAAAACUACAGCAACAACAGUAUCAAAUCGUUCUAAACCAAUAAAUAUAAAUCAAACAUACCAACAAGAACAAGUAGUCAGUAAUGAUAGUGGCUCAUCGGUAUCAACAGUUCGCUAUUCACGUAUUACUCGACUAGCUAAAUUUAGUGAAUCCUGUUGGCGUUUUACUUUUUAUCUAAGUGCAUUCAUUUACGGUGUUGUCAUACUUCUAAAUAAAUCAUGGACAUGGGAUACACGUCAUUGUUGGUUGAAUUAUCCUAAUCAACCUCUGACAGCAGACAUCUUUUGGUACUACAUGAUCGAACUUGCUUUCUAUUGGUCACUUUUAUUUUCUCAAUUUAUCGAUGUUAAACGAAAGGACUUUUGGCAAAUGUUUCUUCAUCAUAUAGCUACUAUAAUGCUUUUGUCCUUUUCCUACAUUGCGAAUUAUGUGCGUGUCGGCUCACUAGUACUUGUUAUACAUGACUGUGCCGAUUAUUGGCUUGAGGGCGCCAAAAUGGCCAUCUACACGCGGUCAAAACAGAUCAGUGACGCUUUGUUUAUGAUAUUUGCCAUUGUGUGGUUUAUCACUCGUAUUUGCUACUAUCCGUAUAAAAUACUCUACACGACGUUGUUCGAAGGAGUAUCUAUUCUUGAAUCAUGUCCUGCUGCUUAUUAUGUAUUCAAUGGAUUACUAUCGCUUCUUUAUGUUCUUCACUAUUUCUGGUUCUAUCUCAUAUGUAGAAUAGCCAUAACUGCAUUGAAGAGUGGUCAGGUGAAGGACGAACGAAGCGACAGUGAAGAUAGCGAUGGUGAUGACAAGAACAAGUGA
Molecule: messenger RNA, 1062 nt
Organism: Rotaria sordida
Lineage: Eukaryota; Metazoa; Rotifera; Eurotatoria; Philodinida; Philodinidae
Source: the annotation of a GenBank genome assembly